This is a messenger RNA of Sorex araneus (European shrew), 954 nucleotides long. RefSeq names its product olfactory receptor 2B11-like. Bases 1 to 954 code for a protein of 317 amino acids. Gene Ontology annotation, biological process: G protein-coupled receptor signaling pathway. Gene Ontology annotation, molecular function: G protein-coupled receptor activity; olfactory receptor activity. The transcript has a single exon. Gene Ontology annotation, cellular component: membrane. The record is from RefSeq and is a predicted model, not a curated record. NCBI's taxonomy places the organism in Eukaryota, Metazoa, Chordata, Mammalia, Eulipotyphla, Soricidae.
AUGAGAAGUGACAACCUAAGCUGGGCGGGCACCCCCCAGGACUUCAUCCUGCUGGGCGUCUCUGACAGGCCGUGGCUAGAGCUCUCGCUCUUCAUGGUCCUGCUGGUGACCUACGUGCUGUCCAUGCUGGGCAACGUCACCAUCAUCCUGCUGUCCCGGCUGGACCCGCAGCUGCAGAGUCCCAUGUACGUCUUCCUCAGCCACCUGUCCUUCCUGGACCUGUGCUACACCACCACCACGGUGCCCCAGAUGCUGGUGAACAUGGGCAGCUCCCGAAAGACCAUCAGCUAUGGUGGCUGCACGGUGCAGUACGCCCUCUUCCACUGGCUGGGCUGCACCGAGUGUCUGGUGCUGGCCACCAUGGCCCUGGACCGCUUCGUGGCCAUCUGUGAGCCUCUGCGCUACGCCCUCAUCAUGCACCGCGCCCUGUGCCACCAGCUCGUGGCCGUGACCUGGGUCAGCGGCUUCGGCAACUCACUGGUGCAGGUGGCGCUGACGGUGCAGCUGCCCUUCUGCGGGCGGCAGGUGCUCAACAACUUCUUCUGCGAGGUGCCAGCCAUGAUCAAGCUGUCGUGCGCAGACACAGCCGUGAAUGACGCCACGCUGGCCGGGCUGGUGGGCUUCUUCCUGCUGCUGCCGCUGGCCUUCAUCCUCCUCUCCUACGGCCUCAUCGCCCGGGCCGUGCUCAGGAUCCGGUCCGCCACGGGCCGCCGCAAGGCCUUUGGCACCUGCUCGUCCCACCUGGUGGUGGUCUCGCUCUUCUACCUGCCAGCCAUCUACAUGUACCUGCAGCCGCCCUCCCACUACUCCCAGGAGCAGGGCAAGUUCAUCUCCCUCUUCUACUCCGUCAUCACCCCCCUGCUCAACCCCUUCAUCUACACUCUGAGGAACAAGGAAGUGAAGAAGGCGCUGGCCCGGCUCCUGGGCCAGAUCUGGAGGCUCUGCCAGAGGUGA